ACAGCCAACGUUUCCGUGAGAAAGGAAAAAUUUCUUGAAAGCGUGAUAAGAGGAAAACCUCAAGGCUACAGAGAUCAGAAAAUAUACUGCCAGCAGGAGACAUUAUGACAUCAGUAUCCAAUAAAGGGAUUUUCCGUUUCCUCUUAUUGUCCAUCAUCAUUUUGGGCUGUUUUUUAGCUGUGUUGCUGUAUGUAAAACCAUCCAGCACCUGGAUUUAUGCUCCACUGGAAUCUGCCACAUCAGCACCAGGCUUGAAGAAUACUUUUGUGACGGAUGCUGAAGAGAAUAAAACUAUUGUGCUCAUUUGGCUUUGGCCUUUUGGUCAGACAUUUGAGCUUGAUUCUUGUAAAUCUGAGUUUAACAUCCAUGACUGUCACUUGACUGUGAAUAGGAGCCUCUUUAACAAGUCACACGCUGUCCUUUUCCAUCACAGAGACAUAAAUGGGGACUUGUCCAACUUGCCCACACAACCUCGGCCAACUUUUCAGAAAUGGGUUUGGAUGAAUCUGGAGUCACCUAGCCAUGCUCCUAAAAGAAUGGGACUCGACCAACUCUUCAACCUGACCUUGACAUAUCGACGGGAUUCAGAUAUCCAGGUGCCUUAUGGGUCUCUGACAAUGAACAAAGUCCCAUUAGACUUUGAAUUGCCCAGUAAAAGCUAUCUCGUGUGUUGGGUUGUAAGCAACUGGAACUCUAACCAUGCCAGAGUGAAAUAUUACAAUGAACUCUACAAAUAUAUUGAAAUCAACACUUAUGGGCAAGCCUUUGGGGACCGCCUGAGCAAUGAUAAAUUGAUCCCUACAAUAUCUAGUUGUAAGUUCUACCUUUCCUUUGAGAACUCAGUACAUGAGGAUUACAUAACUGAAAAGCUCUACAACGCUUUGCUUGCAGGCACUGUGCCCGUGGUCCUGGGGCCAUCGAGGAAAAACUAUGAAAAUUACAUUCCAGCUGAUUCCUUCAUUCAUGUAAAUGAUUUCAAAUCAGCUCAAGAACUUGCAGCUUACCUGCACAAGCUGAAUGAUAACGAGGACUUGUACAUGAACUACUUCAAGUGGAGAAAGUAUUACACAGUGCGGAUAGCUCAUUUUUGGGAUGAACAUGCAUGUAAUGUGUGUGAGAAUAUAAAACGCCAUCAAGAGUAUCGAUCACGUUCUAGUUUGGAGAAAUGGUUUUGGGAUUGAAUUUGCAAACAUGCCUCUGGUUACUAUCAUGAAUCAUCAGCAACAUGUAAUUCAAUAGACUUCUUUCUCCAAAGAAAAUUUUCGAUUAAUGGUUUUGUUCUGCCAAAAAAAAUCAUCUUUCAUCUUAUCUAGUCUUCAAGCCUUUCACACCUCAGCAGUGGAUUUCUCCACAUCUAAUUCUCACUGAAAUUCACUUCCAUUGGAAUAUAAAAUUGCUUUUCAAGUUGAUUUGGUUUUAAAGAAACUUGACAUUGCCUUUCCCUUCGCAAUGGCACUUGUGAUAAAACAUUAGAAAAAAAACAAUCUGUAUUGAAAAUAUGGACAAACUAUCCGGAUCAACGCAUCUGACACUUUAACUGAAAAAUAUCAUUCAACUUUCAUUACAGAUGGUUAAGAGAAUGGAGCCAAGAAAAAUGGGGACGCCCCAGACCAAGAAUGACCCCAAGUUCUGAGAUUCCUCUCUGAAUCCAGGUUGUCAGUGAUAGCCAGUUGCCCAUUGAUGGAAAAGGUGACCUCCCAGCCAAACAAAAGUAGUCUUAACAGACGCCUUUGGGGUCACUCUGCAAACCCAGUUGCAGAGACACAAAAGGCUUGAUGACAUUUGAGAUCUGCAAGGGAGAAGAAAAUGUACAACAUUAGAACAUGAGGAACAGGGCUGGAGAUGCUGUUCCAAAACUUGGCCAUACUGACAGCCAACAAGGAGGAGGUUCUGGCAUUUGCUGUCAACAAAGGGAUGAAGGGCUGAGAAAAGGUUAAAGGAUGACCUGGGAGUGGUGAGAAUUCAAGGCCACAUAUCAACCACUUUUGCAAAUGUUGGGUGAGCUGGCACAGUGGACUUUGGAAAGUGUUGAAACUGGUCAGAAGGUAGCAUUAAUGGUUUAUGAAUUUAGACACCUGCAGAAUUCAGGGUGGAAGGUAUGCUUCCUUUUGAAGUGUCGAGGACUGAAACAUUUCCCAAUGGUUCCAGUUUUUACAAUCAAGAAGUAUGUCCCUGCAAGUUCACCUCAAAGGAUGAAGACGCUAAAUCCGAGUGUUUCUUUUUUUGUUUGUAUCACAAGAUUGGCAGCUACAGAGAAAAGCCCCGAAAAACUGACAUUAAGGGUGCAGCAUCAACUUCCUUGUUCCGGACCCAACACUAGCACAAUGCAUGCAUUUCAAUGGGUAUGCAUGCUGCAGCAAUGAUUGGCAGACACAAUGAGGAGAGCACAUCACAGCUAUAGGAAUAGCUGGUGGAGACUGAUAUGGGAGAAGGCUUCUGGCACUCAGGAGAAUCCUGGAGUUACCCUUGAUGCUAAAACCCUGGUUGGUGAUGAGUUUCUGAAGUCAUCUGUCAGGUGGCAAACUCUGGCCGUUCAGAGUAAGGUUUGUGAAGAUGUCACAGAGACACAAGAGGGUCUGCAUGUACUGAGACAGACAUUGGAGUGUCCAUCCACGGCACUACAAUCACCCGCUCAACAGAAUGCAUGGCAUCCUGCUUUGAGAGAGUUGCAACUUCAAUAGAGGGCCAUACCUAGUUACACGCUGAUGGGAUGCAGGGUACAUGUCCUGACUUGCACUCUAUCGCCUUGUCACUAAGCUGUGGUUCUCAGAACAUUGGUGAGAAAGGGAGAGGAGACUGGCAUCAUCCCUGGGUCCUGGUACUUCUUAGAAAAGCAAAGUAGGCCAAAAGAACAUUAUGGUAGCAGAUAAGUAGCUGCAGAUACCAUUUCUGUUGGCUUCUCAGAGCAUCUCUACUAUUGACACACAUACCUCUAAGUGCUAUUGAGACAGAUGCACCUCUUGCCACUGUGGAGAAUAAUAACAGCACACUAGCAUCCUCAUCAAUGUCUACCCAUGCAAAGGGUCUCUGAUACAGUGGCAGUCAGGGAGGGAACCAUGCUGCAGCACACAGAACAGAAUUGAGAAAACUCAGCAGUCAUCAGAGAUGGCUUCCUGUCUUCUUUGUGAAAUUUGUACAUUGUUUUGAUUUGUUGCGAAUGUAAGUUAGUUUCCUUUGCAUAUGACAAGGAGUGGAACUGUGGAUAGUACUGCUGCCUCCCAGCGCCAGGGACCCAUGUUCAAUUCUAGCCUUGGGUAACUGUCUGUGUGGAAUUUGCACAUUCUCCCUGUGUCUACAAGGGUUUCGUCUGAGCGCUCCAGUUUCCUCCUACCUCCAGAAGGUGUGCAGGUUAGGUGGAUUAGCCAUGUUAAUUUGCCCCAUUGUGUCCAGGGAUGUACAGGCUAGGUGGAUUAGCCAUGAGGGAUAUGGGGUUAUGGAGAGAGGGGAGGAAUGGGUCUGGGUGGGAUGCUGUUUGAAGGGUGAAGGCAGAUUUAAUAGGCUGUAUGGCCCCUUGCUGCACUGAAUGGUUACAAUGACUUGCCAGCUGCACUUGUCCAUUACCUCAGACUUCAUCUGCUGUUUUGGAAGUUUGUGUUUAUUUUGGUACCCCUGCUCCAUAUAAUUUGGUGGUUCACGUUACACAAAGCUCUGGUAUUCAUGACAGAGAGCUAACAGGAGACGGGAACAAAUGGAGCCAAGGCUAGAAAUUUAUGGAGCCAAGAACUGGGGACUGUGAUUGAGCUGGAAAUACCUUCCUAUUGGAAUCUUUCAUGGCUCACAGUAUCUCACAGGCACUGGCCUCUCCUGCAGACUGGUUUACAUAGCUGCCUUUGUGACUCAAUCUCCCCUUUCACUUGACUCAUCAUCAGAAGUCUGGGCCUGGUUGAUGUAUAAGUCAAAAAAUGUGGAACUGGAAAAGUACAGCAGGUCAGACAGCAUCAGAGGAGCAGGAAAGUCAAUGUUUUGGGUUGGAACCCUUCUUGAGUCCUGACCUUUGCCAGCUCCACAUUUUUUGACUCUAGUUUCCAGCAUCUGCAGUCCUUUCUCUCACCUGGUUGAUGUAUGGCUGAUUAUCAUACCUACACUCAGACCCCAUCCGUGAAAUCCUUACAAGAGUUAUCAGCCAUCUAUCUUGAAGUGUACUGUGUAUUACUGAGUACAGAGUUAUUGUCAUAGAGAUAUACAGCACAGCAAAAGGACCUUCAGCCCAUUAUGUCCACGCUGGUCAGAAAAAACAAUUUAAUUAAUCUUAUCCCAUUUUCCAACACUUGGCCUAUAGCCUUGUAUGCUUUUCCAUUGCAAUUACACACCUAAAUACUCCUUUAGCGUUACAAGGGUUUCUGUCUCUACCACCCUUACAGGCCGUGAGUUCCAGAUUCCCACCAUUCUCUGAAUGAAGAAGUCUUUCCUCACAUCCCACCUAAGCCUACUGCCCCUUAACUUAAAUCAGCCAGCCAUCCAAAAUUUGUAGGCCAGUAUACAUCCUGGCAACCUGGGAGUGUCUGGGGAUGUUUACAACAUGGCUAAUUCCUGGAUAAUGUGCAGAUGUCUGCAUUAGUUUUCACCUGUAUUUGUUCAAAUGUGAACAUUUGUGAAGCAGUAUCCGUUUUUGUUUCUGAAUGUCCCUGGCUGUCCAACCGAUGCUUUUGAAGCUACAUUUAAUUCAAUAUUAAUAUAAAGCUACAAUUAAAGCAAUGUAUUAUCCCUUGUACCCAUGAGCCUUGCUACAAAUCCUCAGGCUCUGUUGACUUGCAUUAUCUCAUGUAAAAGUGACAUAAUGAUAGGCAGGUCUAAACAUGGCAUCAGUGAAUACCUAAAUGCAGUAAUAGGCUGCUGGCUACGGAGGUCUCAAAGUCUUCACAUAGUACCUGCAAUGAACCAAAAUUGAAGAAAUUCAAUUACUUUUAAGGCCCCAUGAAUUGUGUGGCCUACUACACCGCUUUUUUUUGAUGCAACAACUGCAUUUUAGCUCUUUCCUUACCUGUGCCUGGGGCUCCAACUACUCACUCAGUGUAAAUGUACAAGUUUUUGGACAUGACCCACUGUAUUGUAUUUGCUAUCACAAUGCAGAUGUAUCAGCAUGACAGAGUCUUCCGCUGCCUGCCUGCUGCACCUGUCUCUAUUCUGCAGUCCCUCACUCCACAGCAAGUUCCCCAACCUUCCUCUAUCUCAUGAUGAACACAUUCAUGGCCAAUGAGCCUCCCCUUUCUCCUCCUCAUUUCCUCUGAAAGUAAGUGCAUCUGACAGAAUGGAUAAUUCCCAUAUCAGACACCGGGUCACAGUGUACUUACCCUUUGGACCCUUUCCUGGGAAAAUGCCAUGUUCUUGCCAUAGAAAGGCAGCAUUUUCCAUGUUAGCUGAGUCUCACUGCUGCAGCAUCACACUCUAUCACUAAAGUUAGCCAGAAUUCUAUCUCCAACCGUUACACAUAAAUUUUCAUCUGAAUGUGGAAAAUGAGCUCCGACUGACAUGUUUCCAAUGCACCCACCACAUUAUAUUGUGGGCAACAUAUUUAUUCCAUUCAAUUUAGGCUGCACGGUGGCUCAGUGGUUAGCACUGCAGCCUCACAGCACCAGGGAUCCGGGUUCGAUUCCAGCCUCAGGUGACAGUCUGUGUGGAGUUUGCACAUUCUCCCUGUAUCUGUGUGGGUUUCCUCUGGGUGCUCUGGUCUCCUCCCACAGUACAAAGAUGUGCAGGCUAGGUGGAUCGGCCAUGCCAAAUUGCCCAUAGUGUUCAGGGGUGUUGUGGGUUAUAGCGGGAUGGGUCUGGGUGGGAUGUUUCAAGGGGCAGUGUGGACUUGUUGGGCUGAAGGGCCUGUUUUCACACUGUAGGUAAUCUCUAAAAAAAUCAGGUGACCUCCCACCCACAGCCUCCAACCUCAUUGUUCCCCAACCCCACACCGCCCGCUUCUAUCUCCUUCCCAAAAUCCACAAACCCGCCUGCCCUGGCUGACCUAUUGUCUCUGCCUGCUCCUGCCUCACUGAACUCAUCUCCACCUGUCUGGACUCCAUUUUCUCGCCUUGGUGCAGAAGCUCCCCACCUAUGUCCGUGACACCACCCACGCCCUCCACCUCCUCCAGAACUUCCAACUCCCUGGCCCCUAACAACUCAUUUUCACCAUGGACAUCCAGUCCCUAUACACCUGCAUUCCUCAUGCAGAUGGCCUUAAGGCCCUCCGCUUCUUCCUGUUCCGCAGGCCCGACCAGUCCCCCUCCACGGACACCCUCAUCCGCCUAGCCGAACUCGUCCUCACCCUCAACAACUUCUCUUUCGAUUCCUCCCACUUCCUACAGACAAAGCGGGUGGCCAUGGGUACCCGCAUGGGACCAAGUUAUGCCUGCCUCUUCGUAGGUUACGUGGUACAGUCCCUCUUCCGCACCUACACAGGCCCCAAACCCCUCCUCUUCCUCCGUUACAUUGAUGACUGUAUUGGCGCCAUCUCAUGCUCCCAAGAGGAGCUUGAACAGUUCUUCCACUUCACCAACACCUUCCACCCAAACCUCAAGUUCACCUGGGCCAUCUCCAACACAUCCCUCACCUUCCUACACCUCUCAGUCUCCAUCUCAGGCAACCAGCUAGAAACUGAUGUCCACUUCAAGCACACCAACUCCCACAGCUACCUAGAAUACACCUCCUCCCACCCAACCCCCUGCAAAAAUUCCAUCUCCUAUUUCCAAUUCCUUCGCCUCCACCGCAUCUGCUCCCAGGAUGAGGCAUUCCACUCCCACACAUCCCAGAGUUCCGCGUUCUUCAAGGACCGCAACUACCCCCCCCCCCCCCCCCGCAGUGGUCGAGAACGCCCUUGACCGUGUCUCCUGCAUUUCCCGCAACACAUCCCUCACACCCUUCCCCCUCAAUAACUGCCCCUAGAGGCUCCCUCUCGUUCUCACACACCACCCCACCAACCUCCGGAUACAACGCAUCGUCCUCCGACACUUCCGCCAUCAACAAUCCGACCCCACCGUCCCAGACAUUUUUCCAUCCCCAACCUUGUCUGCCUCCCAGAGAGACCAUCCUCUCCGUGACUCCCUUGUCCACUCCACACUCCCCUCCAAUCCCACCACACCCGGCACCUUCUCUUGCAACCGCAGGAUGUGCUACACUUACCCCCACACCUCCACCCUCACUCCCAUCCCAGGACCCAAGAUGACUUUCCAUAUUAAGCAGAUGUUCACCUGCACAUCUGCCAAUGUAGUAUAUUGUAUCCACUGUACCAAGCGUGGCUUCCUCUACAUUGGGGAAACCAAGCGGAGGCUUGGGGACUGCUUUGUAGAAUACCUCCACUCGGUUCGCCAUAAACAACUGCACCUCCCAGUCGUGAACCAUUUUAACUCCCCCUCCCAUUCCUUAGACGACAUGUCCAUCAUGGGCCUCCUGCAAUGCCACAAUGAUGCCUCCCGAACGUUGCAGGAACUGCAAUUCAUAUUCCGCUUGGGAACCAUGCAGCCCAAUGGUAUCAAUGUGGACUUCACAAGCUUCAAAAUCUCCCCCUCCCCCACUGCAUCCCAGAACCAGCCCAGUUCGUCCCCUGCCCCCACUGCAUCACAAAACCAGCCCAGCUCACCCCCGCCUCCCUAACCUGUUCUUUCUCUCACCUAUCCCCUCCUCCCACCUACCAACCUCAUCCUGCCUCCUUGAUGUGUCCGUCCUCCCCGGACUGACCUAUCCCCUCCCCACCUCCCCACCUAUACUCUCUCCACCUAUCGUCUCCUCUAUCCAUCUUCAGUCCGCCUCCCUCUCACUCCCUAUUUAUUUCAGAACCCUCUCCCCAUCCCCCUCUCUGAUGAAGGGUUUAGGCCUGAAACAUCAGCUUUUGUGCUCCUGAGAUGCUGCUUGGCCUGCUGUGUUCAUCCAGCCUCACACUUUGUCAUCUAAAAAAAUUGAUUUUCAAAUAAACUUAAAAUUUGUUCAUGAGGCAUGCAGAAAUAGUAGGGGGCUGCUGUUUUCAUGACAGUUUGGUAAGUGGCAAAAACUGAUAAGUAAACAACAGUGCACAAGAUAAAUUUACUCCAUUCUGGCAGGGUGGCUCAGUGGUUACAUUGCUGUCUCACAGUGCCAGGCAACAGGGUUCAAUUCCACCUCAGGUGACCGUUUGUAUGGAUUUUGCACAUUCUCCCUGUAUCUGCAUGGGCCCCUGUGAGGUGGUCUGGUUUCCUCCCAUAGUUCAAAGAUAUGCAGGUUAACUGGAUUGGACAUGCUAAAUUACUUGUAGUGUCUAGGGGGUACAUAAAUUAGGUGGAUUAGCCAUGGGAAAUGCAGGGUUACAGGGAAAGGGUAGGGGUAUGGGUUUGGGUGGGUGCUGUUCAGAGGGGUGGUGUGGACUUGUUGGGCUGAGUGGCCUGUUUCCAUACUGUAGGGCUUCUAUGAUUAGGAUCUAUUCAGUGCUUGUAGCUAUCUGCAAAACAAAGGUUCUAUCCACUUGCCAUAUUAUUAGCAGAGCCACAUAAUGACAUCAAGUUUACAACCAGGCUUUGACAUACUGGAUUUAAUGUAUGUCUGGGACUACAGCAACUCAGAUCUAAAAUUCAACCAAAAGGAAUUUCAAUAAUGACCAUGUUAACUAGCUCAGUGGCCUACAAAUGCUGAUCAGGUAGCAGAUUCAGAACUCAGAAAAUUGGCUUGACUGUGCAGAGGUGGUUAACAUGUAACCCAUAUUAAGUCUUGUGCUAAAUCCUGCUCACCCAUCAUUCCUGCUCCCUAUUACCCACAGCAUUGAAUUUAAAAUUCUCAUGCUCAUCUUCAAAUCUUGCAUUGAAAGGCCUCACCCACUCUCUGCUCCCUCUUUUACUGCCAUCCCCUUCUAAUCUUUGCAAAUUCUGGCUAACCCUUUGUACAUCUCUAUUUUAACCUCAGUCCAGGAUUCACCUUGCUUCCUUUUCUGCAUAAAAGAUACUAAGUAAAUAUAAAUCUCAUCCAUCUGCUGUUAACUUGAUUGAACAUAGGACAAUGAUGGUCUUUACAGAGCAAGGUUCAUAUGGCAGGAGUUCAGAAUUUCAGAAAGUUGUCCUUUAAUGCAAACUUUUGAUUGGGUAUCAGAAGAGUCUGAUUUCAAACGGUACUGGAUGGUGAAUAUUCAUAAAUACAUUUUAAAUGGCAAUAAUACCAGGAAAUGACGCCUCAUUUUUAAAAAUAUAAAUAAAUUCUUGUUUUGGUUUUGAAUAAAACACUGCAAAUUUCAUCCUAAAUCAUUGAAAAUUUGUCAGCGCUUCUAUUUUUAGUUGCCAGCAUUUGUUUUUGACGAGGCCCAUGUUAUUAAGCCAGCUUUCAGAACAUGAGGGAAUUUUUGCAUGUCAGAGAUAGUUCCAUUGAAAAGGUGUUCUGAUUAAAUUUUACAUGGAAUUAGGUUUUGUUUACAUGAAGGGUUGCUUGUAGCAACUUGUACAAAGCAAAACUUGACAGAAGCCCUGGCAGGUAAAGAACAACUCUCGAUCAUUUGCUCAUUUUAGAAAAAGUGUAAAUCUAAAUUUCAAACAUGUACGUUUGACUGUACUUGUAUAGUUACAUGCCAAAUGUUAAACACCACUUAGGUCCUUAUCUUAAUACUAUAACAGAGUUGAUGUUUUUGGUGUACAUGAAAAUAUAUUUAAUAUAUGACAUAUUGUGUAUGACUAUAAAUUGUUUUGUAAUAUCCACAUUUAUUGUGUGAACAGCCAUGUUAGUAUUCAGUUCCUGACCUUUUUAUGUGAAAACAGGACUGGUAAUAAACAUUUUGUAUAUUCAUACUAAUGUUUGUGUAAUUCAGAAUAAAAGUCGAGAUGUGUUACUUGCCCUCACUAAACUGAACAAAGCUAUUUGACAGAUUAAUAUAUUCAUUGUUUCCAUGUUGGAAUUUUUAAUUCAAAGACCUUAUAUUAUAGCAUGAAAUUUUAUUGUUAUACUUGUGUCAAUUUUGUCCAAGACUUGUAAACUGUCUUCUAUGUCACUCAGAGCACAUUCUUUGUAUACAUGCUCAGAGAUAAAACAUUUUCAAUUAAUGCAAUCCAUUUUUUAUAAAAAUAAGUACAGUUGUACAGAAGUACAAAAGUCCAAGCUGAUCUACUCAAAGAAAUAAUAGAAAUACAGUUAAAUGCAAAUAUAACCAAUGAACAUUACAUUUUCAUGACUGUAGAUUGAGAGCACCAGUGUAGAAAUGUUUGGCAGCCUAACAUUUAUGCUCGUGCAAAAACAAAACUCAACAGUUGUCAUUGUUACUAGAACAAAAUUCAAUUUCUGGAAUGAAAUUAGCUUAAGGUCAUUAGCACCAGCAAGGAACUAGAAAUUGCUGAAGUGUGUGACUUUUCAUAGUUCCUGUAUUGUUAUAAAGCUAUAUUGUGAUAUCUGUAGUCAGUGUCAGCUUUUACUGAAACUCUUUUGUGAGUCGAUAAGUUUGUUGAAAUUUUCAUCAUUUUGUUGGGUUUUACGGUGCAGUUAUUUCAAUUGGUCAUCAAAAAAGUGAACCACACCACUUUGUACAUGAUAAAUCAGAAAUACUACAAUAAAAAAGAUACAUUUCUCUCA
This is a messenger RNA of Stegostoma tigrinum, 10497 nucleotides long. RefSeq names its product 4-galactosyl-N-acetylglucosaminide 3-alpha-L-fucosyltransferase 9-like. Gene Ontology annotation, molecular function: alpha-(1->3)-fucosyltransferase activity. Lineage: Eukaryota; Metazoa; Chordata; Chondrichthyes; Orectolobiformes; Stegostomatidae. The transcript has 5 exons. Gene Ontology annotation, cellular component: membrane. The record is from RefSeq and is a predicted model, not a curated record. The coding region runs from base 105 to 1181 and encodes 358 amino acids.